UGAGCCCAAGUUCUCACGAGACACCUACCUGGCCACUGUGCCUGAGAUGUCCGAAGUGGGUACAAGUGUUAUCCAGGUCACAGCAUCAGAUGCCGAUGACGAAGACUAUGGAAACAGCGCCAAGUUGGUAUACAGUAUAUUGGAAGGACAGCCAUAUUUUUCUGUGGAUCCAAACAACGGCAUCAUCCGCACAGCGCUGCCCAACAUGAGCCGGGAGAACAGGGAGAAGUACCAGGUGGUGAUCCAGGCCAAGGACAUGGCGGGCCAGAUGGGGGGCCUGUCAGGGACCACCACCAUUAACGUCACCCUCCUGGAUGUCAAUAACAGCCCCCCACGGUUCUUACACACUGGCUACCACCUGUCGGUACCGGAGUCUGCCAAGGUGGGUGCCCAGGUGGGCCGGGUGAAAGCCAACGACGCCGACAUCGGCAAGAAUGCGGAGAUGCGCUACCGCAUCCUGAACGAGGAGCGACGCGGCACCGGGCGCGACAGCGGACACGAGGGGAGUGACAUGUUCGACGUCUUCACGGACGGAGCCACACAAGAGGCCGUGAUUACAGUCAGGAAGCCUCUGGACUACGAGAGCAAGCGCCUGUACCAGCUGAAGUUGGAAGUAACAAACACGGAACUGGACCCUCGUUUCGUCCACUUGGGCCCGUUCACCGACACGGUCACCGUGCGGGUCACCGUGACGGAUGUGGACGAGCCUCCAGCCUUCACGCGUAAUCCCUACAUCAUCGAGGUGCAGGAGGACACGCCUGUGGGCAGCUCCGUUGGCUCAGUGAUGGCCCAUGACCCCGAUGCCGACAAAAACCCAGUCAGUUACAUCAUUGAUAGGUACACUGAUCUAGAGCGUCUUUUCGACAUCCAUCCAAACAACGGCACCAUCUUCACCCUGCAGCCACUGGACCGUGAGCUGAACAAGUGGCACAACAUCUCCGUGUCAGCCACCGAGAUCAAAGCAUUUGGUUCUCCCAAGAUAACUCCAAAUAACGCUGGGCAGAUUACCCGUGUUCCCGUGUUUAUCAAAGUCAUGGACAUCAAUGAUAACGCUCCAGAGUUCGCCAUGUUCUACGAGACCUACGUUUGUGAGAAUGUGAAAUCUGGCCAGCUGAUCCAGACCAUCAGUGCUGUGGAUACCGAUGAGCCAUUAAUUGGCCACAAGUUCAUCUUUACUCUCAGCACCAUCAACCCAAACUUCACCAUUAUUGACAAUGAAGACAACACGGCGCGGAUCUUGACCCGGCGCGGUGGCUUCAGCCGUCGGGAGACCAGCUCGUACCUGCUGCCCGUGGUGAUCUCGGACAACGACUACCCCAUCCAGAGCAGCACGAGCACGCUGACGGUGCGCGUGUGCGCCUGUGACGGCCGCGGCAACGUGAUGACGUGCAGCACCGAGGCCCUGCUGCUCUCGGCCGGCCUCAGCACCGGAGCCCUGGUGGCCAUCCUGCUCUGCAUCUGCAUCCUACUCAUGAUUGUGGUGCUGUUCGCAGCCCUGCGCCGGCAGCGCAAGAAGGAGCCGCUGAUCAUGUCCAAGGAGGACGUGCGCGACAACGUGGUGAGCUACAACGACGAGGGCGGCGGAGAGGAGGACACGCAGGCCUUCGACAUCGGCACGCUGCGCAACCCCGAGGUGAUGGACAGCAAGCUGCGGCGCGACAUCAUCCCCGAGAUGCUCUUCCCGUUCCGCCGCGCCUCGCCCCUCAAAGGCGACAACGCCGACAUCCGCGACUUCAUCCACGGCCGGCUGGCGGAAAACGACCUGGACCCCACGGCGCCCCCUUACGACUCGCUGGCCACCUACGCCUACGAGGGCAGCGGAUCCCUCGCAGAGUCCCUCAGCUCUCUGGAGUCGGCCGCCACCGAGGGGGACCAGGACUUCGAGUACCUCAGCCACUGGGGCCCGCAGUUCAGGAAACUGGCAGACAUGUACAUUGGCAAGGACACAGGGGACGUUUGAUUGAAGCGAAUUAUCAAGUGUGCAUAAUAGAGCCGGACGAGGAAAUGAAGGAAAAAAUGGUGGCGAACACUGGUUGGUUGAUGGAUGUGUCAGUCAAAAGGGCUGGCCAAUCAUGAUACACUUGUGUGUGCCCUGCUGACACUCUGCCAUUUAGUACCGUAAAUAAGGAGACUGGAAGAUACUAUACUCCUACUCAAGCUGACAAAAGUAAACCAGUCACUACUCUAAAGGAUUUUUUCCAUGUUUCUUUUUAUUUCGAUUUUUUCUUGAAAUCAGUAAAGAUGCCUUCAAGUUGUAGGAGUACAUUGUGAACAAUGGUGUGGAAAAUGUGUUUUGUAACUUACGAAGAGCGAUAGUAGUAUUGUUACUAUCUAUGUUUAUGGCAAAAAAAAAGAAACGAAAAAAAAAACAAUAAAAAAAUUGCUUUUAUCACAAACCUAUUUGAAAUAAGUAUGUGUAUAAAAUGUUUUGCAGCAAUGGACAUAAUGUAUACUAUUCAAUAUCUUUGUUUUUUGAGAAGCAACGUACCUGUGAACAGUACAGUACAGUACAGUACAAUAUCUGUCAAAAAUGUGGAACCAUUUCAGCUCAUAGAAGUAGACAUGUACAAAGGGGCUUUGUUGUGUAGGAUUUCACACUCGAUUCAU
Molecule: messenger RNA, 2607 nt
Organism: Engraulis encrasicolus (European anchovy)
Lineage: Eukaryota; Metazoa; Chordata; Actinopteri; Clupeiformes; Engraulidae
Product: cadherin-10-like
Exons: 11
Coding region: 47-1960 (637 amino acids)
Biological process (GO): adherens junction organization; multicellular organism development; calcium-dependent cell-cell adhesion
Cellular component (GO): plasma membrane; adherens junction; catenin complex
Molecular function (GO): cadherin binding; calcium ion binding
Source: RefSeq, a predicted model, not a curated record